Molecule: messenger RNA, 1771 nt
Organism: Salarias fasciatus (jewelled blenny)
Lineage: Eukaryota; Metazoa; Chordata; Actinopteri; Blenniiformes; Blenniidae
Gene: fgg
Product: fibrinogen gamma chain
Exons: 9
Coding region: 54-1349 (431 amino acids)
Biological process (GO): blood coagulation, common pathway; platelet aggregation; protein polymerization
Cellular component (GO): fibrinogen complex
Molecular function (GO): signaling receptor binding; extracellular matrix structural constituent; protein-macromolecule adaptor activity
Source: RefSeq, a predicted model, not a curated record
UAUACCUCCGGGUUGCAGAGCGCAUCAGUCCAGCCAGAGACAGACAGCACAACAUGGCUCCAUCACUUCUUGCAACAGCAGGAGGACUUUUGUUACUUUUCUCCUUCUCGUCAGCACAAAUCAGAGGAGACAACCUUGCAACAUGCAGUCCGAAUGAUGGCUUUGGGAAAUAUUGUCCCACUACGUGUGGUGUGGCUGAUUACAUGCUGAAUUACUGGGCCAGGGUGGACCAUGAGCUGGACUCAAUGGAGAAGUCACUCGAAAUUGUUACUAAUUUGACUCGAGAGGCAGAUGAAACUAUUACCUACAUGAAAGAUUCAACGACUUCCGCUCAGAAGAGCCAACAAGAUGUCUACUUCAAAAAGUCAUCAAGUAUGUUGGAUGACAUCCUACGAUUUGAGAAGGCCAUCAUCGCACAAGAACAGCAAAUAUAUGACCUCCAAAAUAUAAUUGAAUCCAAUGAGAGGCGAAUGGGAGAACUCAAACAGCUCUCCAUUCAGCUGCAGCAGAAGUGCACUGAGCCCUGCCAAGAUACCGUGGCGAUCCAGACUACAACAGGAACAGAUUGCCAGGAUAUUGCAAACAAAGGCGCCAGUACCAGCGGACUUUACUAUGUGAAGCCAAUCAAUGCAAAGGAGCAGUUCCUGGUCUACUGUGAGAUUGACAACUUCGGACGUGGUUUCACAGUGCUGCAGAGGAGACGGGAUGGCAGCGUGGACUUCCACAAGGACUGGAACCAGUACAAGAACGGCUUCGGUUAUCUCUCCCCAGACGACACCACCGAAUUCUGGCUGGGAAAUGAGAAGAUCCAUCUGUUGACAGCCUCCAACACCAUGCCAACUGUGCUGAGGAUAGAACUUGUUGACUGGGAAGGCAACAAAAAGUACUCCGACUACAACAUGUUCAGACUCGGCUCAGAGGCCGACAUGUACCGCCUGACCUACGGUUUCCACUUCGGCGGCGACGCCGGAGACGCCUUUGACGGAUUCGACUUCGGCGACGACCCGAGCGACAAGUUCUACACGUCGCACAACGGCAUGCAGUUCAGCACCUUCGACAGGGACAACGACAAGUACGACGGCAACUGCGCCAUGCAGGACGGCUCCGGCUGGUGGAUGAACAGAUGUCACGCUGCACACCUGAACGGAAAAUACUACACAGGUGGAAGGUACACAGAGAAGGAUGCGGGUGAAUUCGGCUACGACAACGGCAUCAUCUGGGUCACAUGGCACAACCGCUGGUACUCCCUGAAGGAGACCACCAUGAAGAUCAUUCCUCUCAGCCGCAUCACGGCGGGCGGCGGGCAGCAGGCCGGGGCCAAACAGUUCGGAGGACUCGGAGACGCAUAAAAAAAAGCAGACGUGCUCGUGGUCUGCCCACUUUUUGUUUAUGACAGCCUCAAAUUCCCUGUUAGUCCCAAUAAAAUGCCUCCAUGGAAAGUUUCUGACUUCAUGAUGUGUUUUUCUGUGAUCUCUGCACGUUUUAGUCAUCUGACCCAGCAGGAUGAUCAUGUUCUCAAUUUCCCGUCCUCCUCACUGCUGUUUCUUUUUUGCACUAAAUAAACGUGUUUUCUUGAAUAAAUUUGUUUGGUCAUGACUUCGCUGGGCAGUGUUCAGCCUGGAGGCACAACAACAGUAAAGCUCAGGUGGCAAGCAGCUGUUUUAUUAACACACGUGGAGAUUAAACAUAAGAAAGUGGUUAAAAGAAGGAAUUUUGUACCCCAUGUGUGCCCAAUGAUUUGGCCUCGUUUUUUUGUCAUGAUACACAUUUA